UUUCCCAAAGACUUCACGACGUAAAAAAGAAAAAAAAAAAAAAAAAAAAAGAACCAUCCCUCCGCCUUCUUCCUCACAAACAAUAAAUGGAAUCGAUGUCUGUUAUAUCCGAAGGGCUUCCCGUCACGCGCCAUUAUAUGGAAUUUUCAUGGCCAGAUGGUGGUGAAAAAUAAUGAUAUUGUUAUGAAUUUGGAAACAGUAUUGAUGGACUUGCAGAAUGCAGUUAUAUCACAGCUUAAGAUAACUUUUAAGUUUAGGACUUUACUUAAUCGUCUCUUAAAUACUUUAAGAAACAUUGACUCAAAUUUUUAUGGGAGAUUGACCAAAGUGGUAAACCGUCCCGAAAACGAGACGAAAAUGUUCAUUUUUUAUGUGGAAUAUGGGAAACAAGUGGUGAUGGAAUGUUCAAGGAUCAAAUGCUGGAAUGUUUACAAGAAAUUCGUCCACGCGAAUAACCUCAUUCGUUUGGACAACGAGUUGUUGUGGUUUUUCCAAAUUGAUGUAAGUACGAGUGCGAGUAUGAGGAGUUUGAUUGAGAUUUAUGCAUUGGGAGAGAAAAUGGACCAGGUGCUUUCGUUGGUUCAGAAACGGGCGGGUGGGUUCUCGGGCUCUUCCUCUGUUCCUGGGGUUCCGGAUGUUGUAAUUGGGUUGGAUUUUCAUCUGCAAGAAGUGAAACGCGCGUUGCUUAGAGACGACAACCAGGUUUUGACGGUUUCAGCUCCUGGAGGGUGUGGGAAGACUACAUUAGCAAAAAUGCUUUGUCAUGAUAAUGAAAUUAAAGGCAUUUUUGGGGAAAAGAUAUAUUUUGUUACUGUUUCUAGAACGACCUCCCUUAAGACUAUUGUCCAAAAACUCUUUGCCUAUCAUCUUAAUGUACAACAGCGUGAGUUUCAAACUGAUGAAGAGGCGAAGAACCAACUUGAGAUCAUGUUGAGACAAGUGGGAUCAAAGAUUUUACUUGUUUUGGAUGAUGUGUGGUCUGAAUCUGAAUCACUUAUUCAGGAUCUCAAGUUCCCAAUUCCAGGAUACAAAAUAUUGGUCACAUCAAGGUUUUUGUUAUCAAGAAUUGGCUUAAUCUACAAAUUGGGCUUGCUAAAUGAUGAAGAUGCAAAAACGCUAUUUUGCAGGUUGGCAUUUCCUUACAAUGGGAAGUUCAUUAAUGUUCCAGAUGAUCUUGUGAGCAAGAUGGUCAAAUGCUGCAAGGGCUUUCCGUUGGCCCUUACGGUGAUUGGUGCAUCGUUACGUGGUCAGAGUAUGCUCAAAUGGAGGUCAACUUUGAAGAAAUGGUCUGAAGGUCAAUCGAUUUUUGAUUCAAGCAGUCGUUUGUUGCUUAGUCUUCAAUCCAGUGUUGAUGAACUUGAAUAUAUGCCAAUAGCCCGGGACUGUUUCCUAGAUUUGGGAUCAUUUCCUGAAGAUGAAAAGAUUGCAGCGUCUGCUCUUGUUGAUAUGUGGGUCGAGUUAUACAAUCUAGACGAAGAAGGAAUGUUUACCAUUGAAUACCUUCUUGAGCUUUCUUCAAGAAAUCUUUUAAGUCUUGUUCCCACAAGGAAAGAUGCUAGUGAACUAGAAGGUUAUUGUAACGAGCAUUAUGUCACUCAACACGAUCUGCUGAGAGAAUUAGCGAUUCAUCUGAGUAGCCGAGACCCAAUAGCACAAAGAAAACGAUUGUUGAUCGAAAUUCAUGGGAAUGACAUACCCACAUGGUGGAUUGAACAAACACAACAACCCAUAGCUAUCCGCCUCUUGUCCAUAACAACAGAUGAAUCAUUUUCUUCUAGUUGGUAUGACUUAGAAGCACCAAGAGUCGAAGCUUUGAUAUUGAACCUACGAAGUCAAAAAUAUGCAUUGCCCCAUUUUAUCAGAGGAAUGAACCAAUUGAAGGUUCUAAAUAUCUCAAGCUGCGGGAUCUAUCCUUCUGAGCUACAAGAACUUCCCUUGAUUAGCUAUCUACCCAACUUAAGAAGAAUGAGAUUCGAACACGUCUCGCUUUCGCCAUCAAUCCAAUCCAUGUUUCAGCUGAAGAACUUGCACAAGCUUUCCUUUAUCAUGUGUGAGAUUGGCAAUGCUUUAGAGAGUGUUAAUGUCGACUCUCUUCCUAUGCUACCAAAUCUUGUUGACCUUGAAAUCGACCGUUGUUAUAAUUUGAAAGAAGUACCAGCUGGACUAUGUAGUCUUGAUCAUCUUGAGAAACUUAGCAUCACUAACUGCCAUGAGCUCGACGCUCUUCCUAAAGGUUUGGGGAGUUUGUCAAAUUUGGAAAUACUAAAACUUCAUUCUUGUACAAGAUUAGCCAGGUUACCCAGUUCUAUUGGGAGCCUCCAUAAUUUGGCCUUACUUGAUAUAUCUGAUUGUUUGAGUAUAAGCUCACUGCCUGAUCAGAUUGGCGAGCUAAAUGGACUAAGAGUACUCAAGAUGAGCGGUUGUCAUGGAUUAGAAGAAUUACCAGAUUCUGUGACUCGUUUGUCGUCGUUACAGGAUGUGAUAUGUGACGAGGAGACAUCUUAUCUAUGGAGCUAUUAUGAGACCGAUCUAUGUGAUUUGAAGAUAAAUGUUGUUGAAGAAGACCGAUUUGCAAGCUUUAUGAAAAUAGUUGCCACUUAGAGGGAUUGUAAGGCCUCUUUCAUUAAGAAGUUAUUCCUCACUGUCACGUCAGCUUUUCUCUCUUCUAGACACACCUAAUUACUACACACUCACAAUAAGGUCUUUUCUUCACCUCUUCCUUCAUUCGCUUUUUCUCCCAGCCCCACAUGAUUCUCGUCGAUUGGUUUAGAAAUUGUGAAGGCACACGACGAAGAGCCAUCGACCAGCCGCUAUCACUAACUUCCUCAGUUCCUCUUCGACGAGCUUGUCGAAAAGGCAUCAACGAGCAUUGCUAAGAGUGGCCUAAUGGUCACACUACCACACCAAGCAGGUGGUAAGCUACAUCUGUGUCACAACAGCAUCACGUGACAAAUACACCACUUCCGUAACAGAAACCCCAAAAAAAACUAGACGUGUAGACCCCACAGUACCCACUAUCCAAUACAAAAAGACAUUUACCUCCAUACAAUCUGAACUCCCCAACCUCAAUCCGGCUUGGACACAGGUAAUCAGGACAAAGCGGGAACUGUGGGGUCUAGACGCCGUCGGGUGUCGUCAUUGGCCUGCAUAUAGUUGAAGUACACCCGACGCCAGCGUUGAAGGCCAAUGACACCGUCCCCCCUAUAACCAUUACAAACACUCUCAAGGCCAACAACCCACUUUUUAUUUUUCACCCUACUAGGAUUAGGACUAGCUCAGAGUUGUACUAACCAGGACUGGUUAGGACUGGGUGGCAGAAUGAACCUCCUAUCAAGGAUAAUUGAGCAUUUACCACAUCACAGUAAGAAAAGGUCAUCAUGUGUACAUAUAGUAUUCCAUUUUACUUUAAAUCUGUAGUUAUGUUUUAAUGUUUGCAUCUGGUACUUUGUAUGUCGUAA
Messenger RNA from Erigeron canadensis, 3458 nucleotides. RefSeq names its product probable disease resistance protein At5g66900. The transcript has 6 exons. Gene Ontology annotation, biological process: defense response to fungus. Lineage: Eukaryota; Viridiplantae; Streptophyta; Magnoliopsida; Asterales; Asteraceae. The coding region runs from base 157 to 2601 and encodes 814 amino acids. The record is from RefSeq and is a predicted model, not a curated record. Gene Ontology annotation, molecular function: ADP binding.